This is a messenger RNA of Microtus oregoni (creeping vole), 1761 nucleotides long. It is a transcript of the gene Grtp1, whose product is annotated as growth hormone regulated TBC protein 1. The coding region runs from base 89 to 1039 and encodes 316 amino acids. The transcript is spliced from 8 exons. The record is from RefSeq and is a predicted model, not a curated record. NCBI's taxonomy places the organism in Eukaryota, Metazoa, Chordata, Mammalia, Rodentia, Cricetidae.
UCGCGCGCCCCAGGGCAGGCGGCGCACCGGGGUCCAGCGCUCUGGGCUGCGCUGCGUCGGAGUCCCGCGAUCGGCCGCCCUUCUCCGCAUGGAUCCCGCGGAGCGCGCGCAGGCGGCACGGGCUCGGGUGCCCAGGAUCGAUCCGUAUGGAUUUGAAAGGCCCGAAGACUUUGAUUAUGUGGCUUAUGAAGAAUUUUUUUCCACGUACCUGGUGAUACUCACCAAGAGGGCGAUCAAAUGGUCCAAACUUCUAAAGGGAAGCGGCGGGGUCCGAAAAAACCUGACAGUGAAGCGCUAUGUCCGGAAGGGAAUCCCACUGGAGCACCGGGCCCGUGUCUGGAUGGCUGUGAGUGGAGCCCAGGCCCAGAUGGACCAGAACCCUGGAUACUACCACCGACUGCUGGAGGGAGAGGGCAGCCCCAGCCUGGAGGAAGCCAUCCGGACAGACCUGAACCGGACAUUCCCUGACAACGUGAGGUUCCGGAAGACGGCGGAGCCUUGUCUGCAGAAGACCUUGUACAACGUGCUGCUGGCGUAUGGGCUACACAACCAAGGUGUGGGGUACUGCCAGGGAAUGAAUUUCAUAGCAGGAUAUUUGAUCCUUAUCACCAAGAACGAAGAGGAAUCCUUCUGGCUCCUGGACGCUCUUGUUGGAAGAAUACUACCUGAUUACUACAGCCCAGCAAUGCUGGGGCUGAAGACUGAUCAGGAGGUCCUGGCAGAGCUGGUGAGGAUGAAGCUGCCAGCAGUGGCAGCCCUGAUGGACGCCCAUGGUAUGCUGUGGACCCUGCUGGUAUCCCGCUGGUUCAUCUGCCUGUUUGUGGACAUCCUGCCUGUGGAGACGGUACUACGGAUCUGGGACUGCUUGUUCAACGAAGGCUCCAAGAUCAUCUUCCGGGUUGCUCUGACCUUAAUUAAGCAACAUCAGGAAUUUAUAUUGGAAGCCAGCAGUGUUCCAGACAUCUGUGACAAGUUCAAGCAGAUCACCAAAGGGGACUUUGUGACUGAGUGUCACACGUUCAUGCAGAUCCAGACAUAGAACUUUCAGCUACCUCUCCAGCACCAUGUCUGCCUGACUGCCACCACGCUUCCUGCCAUGGUGAUUAUGGACUAAACCGCUGAACUGUACACCAGCCCCAAUGAAAUGCUUUCCAAGAGUGACUGUGGUCAUGGUUGUCUCUGCACAGCAACAGACACUCUAAGACAUCCAUCCAUCCAUUUAUCUAUUCAUCUAUCUAUCUAAAAUCUAUCUAUACUAUAAAUAUAUAUUAUACAUGUACCUAAUAUAUACAAGGGACUUACUAAAAUGGCUUACAGAUAAACAUUCUAUUUCUUUAGAGAGCACUGACUAAACAGACCCCAGUGCUUUUCCUAUCAUUCUCCACAGGUCCUUCUGCUUCAGGCUUACCUUUCUGAACAGCCAAGACUACAGGUGCAUACAACCUUGGCCUGGUUGAAUAAGACACUGUAAAAUUCAAACCAACAACCUUCUCCCAUCCCCACAGAUACUGUUCCUGUUGGGACAGACAACUUCAGAAGUGUAACAAUGCUCCCACUAGGAUGUAGGCACUUGUGUGAGGUGGCUAGUUAGCAGCAAGGCUUUCCUGGGCAGAUGGUGUGCCACAGCCCCAUCACACAAGUGCAGCUCAAGACUCAGAACGAUGGACAGAAGUGAACAUGGGACUCAGAUCAGCAGUGCCUCUAAUUCUGCACCACAACCUGCAUCACCAUAUUCCUCUCAUAAAUAAACCAACCCCCCAC